ACACCAUGACGGCGAUGGACCGCUGUUGCCUGGCUGCCGUGCUCUCGUUGGCCUGCGCACUCGGACAGAUGCACCCAGACCACAGGAGUGUGAGGGAAACCAUCGAUGUGAGAGAGGGCCAUGUUUUUCCGCUGACGUGUGGCAGUGCUGUGGGUCAUACCAAUGUGACCUGGAGCAGAUGGGGGAACCACACCUUCAGCCUACCGUCCGGAGUCGAGGUCAGAGAGGGGGUUCUGUGGUUUUUACCCAUGGUGGCUUCAUAUAAUGGAACAUACGUCUGUGAAAAAAGGGACAAGGAAGGAUCAAGGGAGAUGGCAUUCAAAGUGACAGUAUCUCGUGGGAAGUGUCCCAGUCCAGUUGAGAACAGGUCCAUUACUUCAAGAACCAGCAACUCUCUGCCUUGCAAACAGAAGGAGCUCCUCAAGCUGAACAAUACGAUGCAUAUACGCUGGUUUAAGGACUGUGGUCCAGUGAAACGGGACGGCGAGGCUGUCUCCUUCAACCAGCAAGGUGAGAUGAGGCUCAAUAAUGCCUCAGAGAGUGAUGCCGGGAUCUACACCUGCCUGGCAGAGUUCACCCUGAACGACAGGAUCUUCACUGCAGCACGCAGCAUCCGCCUAAGCAUCGACAGUGAUACAGUUCUAAUGGAGCCCAUGGUGGUGUAUCCUAAACAGGAGGUAGUCAUGGUUGAGCCAGGCUCAAGAGCAGAGCUGAAAUGUUUGGCCUACUUGGGAGUCAGUGAGGAGUUUGAGAACCUAAUGCACUGGACUGUUAACGGGCAAUACACUGAUGACUACAAGCAGCUAAAUGACUCCUUCACAUUCCGUCAUGACAGCGGUAGAGUGUCUGGCUUGUCCAUUCUGUCCAUCUCUGAGGUACUACCUGAGUUCCUGAAUGUACCCUUUUGCUGCCAUGUGAAUAACCCCACCGGUAAAGAUGAAGGCUUGGUGUGGCUUCAGAGAGCUGACCACAGCAUCUUCUACACCUGUGUGGGUCUCUGCCUAGCCUCCUGUUUGGUCUCUAUAGCCUUUGCCACUGGCUUCUUCUUCUGUAAGGUGGAUGCAGUCCUGUUUUACAGGAAACUGCUUCCUCUUCUGGUCAAACACAAAACUCUGGAUGGGAAGCUUUAUGAUGCGUAUGUCAGUUACCUUUAUGCUGACAACGAGUGUUCAACGGAGAUGGCGACCUUUGCCCUUCAAGUUCUGCCGGAGGUGCUUGAGAAGCAGCACGGCUACACUCUCUACAUCAGGGGACGGGAUGACUGCCCAGGACAAGCGAUGCACGAGGUCAUUGCUGCAAUGUUUCAUAGAUGCCAGCGACUGAUCAUCAUCCUGUCUGCGCAGGGGAAAUCCUCCAUGGGACCAGAAAUGACAGAAGCAUUGCUAAUAAACCACAGCCAAACCCAACUAAACUAUGAGCAGAGGAUAGGCCUGUUUGAUGCUCUCACCCAAAAUGGUCCCCCUGUGAUCCUGGUGGAAAUAGAUGGCCCAGUGGACUAUGGUAGUUUACCGGAGUCAUUGCGCUACAUCAGGAAAAGGCAGGGAGCCUUGAAGUGGACUAGAUCCACUGGGAACUCCAAACUCACCAAGCUGACAUCUAAUAGACUUUUUUGGAAAAACCUGAGGUACCACAUGCCCUCAGUGCCAGUGGGGAAAUCACUGAAUGUUGUUUGAACCAAGAUUUCAAACUUUUUCCUCCCUGUGUGCAUAUGAGUCAUUUGGGUCAUGACCAAGUUUGGGUGUCAUCCAUGAUUUAAGAGCCAUUGGCCAAUUCAAAGUAAAUGGUAUUCCUGACUCAUCAUAUUCUAACUCAAUCAAAAAAUGCAAAGGGGUAUAAAAAGAUCGCUUUUAUGGUCAAUGAAUAAUGGUAUUUGUGUGUCACACAGGUAAUGUCACAGAGACAUACACAGUAAACCUGUGAGGGAUUUUGACAGACUGAGAGGUAUUUUUUUACUUGGGUCUGCAUGUGUCAAGCUGCUUACAGUGUUGAAAACAGGAAACAGACAUAUAUGCAUAAAUGUAGUCUGCUGGACUGUAUAUGGACUUUUAACUAAAUGAAGCUGCAAAAUAAUACAAACUGUCUCUUGCACUUUAGCCCAGGCCUGAUCCU
This is a messenger RNA of Lampris incognitus (smalleye Pacific opah), 2109 nucleotides long. It is a transcript of the gene il1rl2, whose product is annotated as interleukin-1 receptor type 1. NCBI's taxonomy places the organism in Eukaryota, Metazoa, Chordata, Actinopteri, Lampriformes, Lampridae. The coding region runs from base 6 to 1673 and encodes 555 amino acids. The record is from RefSeq and is a predicted model, not a curated record. Gene Ontology annotation, biological process: signal transduction. The transcript is spliced from 11 exons. Gene Ontology annotation, molecular function: interleukin-1 receptor activity.